CUCCUGGAACCAAUGCUCCUCUGAGCUCUAUCAGGAGCUGGAUCUAGUGCCAGGGGAGAGACUCAUUUCUCUUUAGUGAGCUUGGUCUCAUGCCCGGAGUGCCAAGUGGGCACGACUGGGAGUCCUGGUGGACAACAGGAUGACCAUGAGCCAGCAAUGUGCCCUUGUGGCCAAGAAGGCCAAUGGCAUCCUGGGGUGCAUCAAGAACAGUGUGGCCAGCAGGUCGAGGGAGGUCAUCCUCCCCCUCUACUCUGCCUUGGUGAGGCCGCACCUGGAGUACUGUGUCCAGUUCUGGGCUCCCCAGUUCAAGAAGGACAGAGAACUGCUGGAGAGGGUGCAGCAGAGACCUACCAAGAUGAUUAGGGGACUGGAACACCUCUGUUAUGAAGAAAGGCUGAGGGAUUUGGGUCUCUUCAGUCUGGAAAAAAGACGGCUGAGGGGGGACCUUGUCAACACUUAUAAAUACUUAAAGGGUGGGUGUCAGGAGGAUGGGGCCAGGCUCUUUUCAGUGGUGCCCAGCGACAGGACAAGAGGUAACAAGCACAAACUUGAGCAUAGGAAGUUCCACCUAAACAUGAGGAGGAACUUCUUUCCUGUGAGGGUGGCAGAGCACUGGAACAGGCUGCCCAGAGAGGUGGUGGAGUCUCUGUCUCUGGAGACAUUCAAAACCCUCCUGGACACGUUCCUGUGCAACCUGCUCUGGGUGACCCUGCUCUGGCAGGGGGGUUGGACUGGAUGAUCUCCAGAGGUCCAUUCCAACCCUAUGAUUCUAUGAUUCUAUGAUUGGCAAGUUAUAAAAAUGCAUGCACCAGAACAAAGGAGAUGUUCUGGAUCUACAAGGAUCUACAGCUUAAGUGUGCAUAGGGUAUAUCUGCCUCCAGCAAAAGGGACAGGAAGUAGUCUCCAGGCUAAUGGGAGCAUUUCUUUCCUUCUCCAGAAAAGUAUGCUGUUGCUCAGUAUAUGUCACCUUGCAAAGAGGAUGUUGCAGAAAUGGACUAAUGAUGAGGAAAGGUAAGUGAAAGCCAGAAAAAAAAGUAAGCAGAUAAGAAGGUGAAGUGUAAAGCAGCAUGAGCAGAGGGAUUGGCAGGGUGAGCAGAGCAAUAACCAUUCUUGCAGAAAGGGAGUCUUCAGUCUCCGCCAGGCUUCUCAGGGAUCAUCCAGAGACAGUGGCCAGAUCCUGUCCCAUGACACAUGCUCAGUGGACUGCAAGUGGAGACCACAUUGCUGUUCAUGGGAAGAGCUCAGCCUCUAGGAUGAAAGUGAAAGUGCAGAAUAAUGGAGAGACUGGGAAAUACCUUCCGAGUUUUCUCAAAAGCAUCUACACUUAGCAAGGAAUAAUCUACCUACAACUGUACUUGAAAGCCUCCCCUCUGAAGCCUAUGCUUCAUGGGCACAGGCAAGGUGCUUCACACAAACUUACAGAAACCCUUUCCUGGACAGUUAAUCCAUUGUCUGAGGAGAACACUUGAGGUGACGUGAAUCAUGGAGGUGAUGUGUUGACUAGUCAGAGGUACGGUGCUGCCUCGCUGCAAGGGACAUCCAGGUCUGCAUCCUGCUCAGCACAGCAGUUACGCUGGCUGUUAACUGCUGAGCAGUUCCUGAGGGGUUCGGGCACAGCUCGCUGCCAGACCUUGGUCCAGCUUUUGUCUGUUUUGCACAGAAGGGGCUGACUACCCUGUAUCCUGAAACCGUGUUAUAUACUCUGCAGCUGUUGGUGUGUUCUCAUUAAGUUUAUUUCCUUUUGUACUUUCCCCUGCAGGACCAUCAUAAAUGCUGAACAAGCGGUCAAGCACCCUAUCUUCUUUUGUCAUUAAGUGCUGGAAAGGGCCGUUUCACCUUACUAAUCACAGUGGGAGUUUGUGAUGUCAUUUGAGCUAGUGUCUGAUUCCUUGUUUCCUUUCACGGCACAUCUCUCUUGAUCUGUAUCAUAAUCAUGUAUACCUUUCCAUCAAUAAACCUCCCUUUUACAUUGGGCAAUGACUUUUUUUCUGGUUUCACAGAACAAACAUUUCAAUGACAGCCUGCCUGUUAUGGUUGCUGGUUGGGGGAAAAUGGGGAGAAAUGUUGUCUGCUGUGCCUGCAGCACUCAGCCUCCUGUCCGAGCUAUGCCUGAUAAUCAUUGGAACUACUGUAAUAUGCAGCAUGUUCAGUCCCUCCUACCUCCGGAGUGUAGGACUCAUCGCCCACAGCUGCUGAACAGCCCCUCACCAUUCCCCGGUCCUGAAAGGGUGCCACCCCUGCCCCUGUGGCAUAAAAGUAGGGUUUAUGUAUGGACAUCAUGGAGUGACUCUGCAUCACGCUUAGUAGUGGAGAGGGUGAAGAAAUGGGCAGGUUUCCACCCAGACCUGGUGAGUGCCUGAUCCCACAUCCUGGAUCUUACCCUGCCAGGCCCACCUGUCCUCCGGACUGGGCAGAGUUUGUCUAAAAGAGAUGAUGAGCCUGGAUCAUGAUGCCUUGUCUCAGCCACCGGCAAGAAGCCUCCCCCUUCUCCUGCACCUCUUGUCAUCCCCCACUUUGUUAUGCUUGCAGUCGUGGUGGUUUCGGCAAACAGAGACGCUUUUGGGCUGCAGCGUGGCAGAGUCGGUGGGUGGGUGGGUGGGAAGAGCGUGACCCAGGCACUACGGGAGCCCUGGCAGAGGGGACCAAGGGACAGGGAGGCACGGCUGGAGACGAGGGGGCACAGAAGCAUCAGGAGGCCUCGGGAAAGAAAAACGGACGCUGCUCCUCUUUCCCAGAAGCAACAACCGCGCCGGCAGCCCUCGCUGAACCCCGACAGGCUCCCACGGACGCGCCCGGGCGGGGCGGUGGCAGCAGCUCGGACGGGGCGGGCGGCUCCGUGUUCGCCCGCCAGGCGGCGCCCUUGCUCCGUGCCGGUCCCGCCGCAGCUCAGCGACGGUGGGAUCGAGCCCCACGCCGCUCCCAGACAGCGCGAUCCAGCCCGCACCGGCCUCCGUGCAGUGUAGCGGGCACCGAGCAUCCACCAGGCGUGAGCGGGGAGGAAAGGAUGGAUCUGUCAUGGAGUGGAGCGCGGGCCGGGGGACAGGACCCGCCAUGCAAAAGCGUGGACAAGAAUUUAAGCGACGAUGCAAACGGUUCCAGUGCCGAGGACGGGGUUUAUUUGUGCCAUGGGAAUUGCUUUGCUGCUCAUGGGGACUUCACACUGACGGAUCUGCUAAAGACUGAUGUCAUGGCCCAGUUAAGAAGAGGACUUAUAAUGACUGCACUUGUUCUGGAAACUGAACAUAAGCUUUUUUACUGUGGAUGA
Molecule: messenger RNA, 3265 nt
Organism: Chroicocephalus ridibundus (black-headed gull)
Lineage: Eukaryota; Metazoa; Chordata; Aves; Charadriiformes; Laridae
Product: collagen alpha-1(I) chain-like
Exons: 2
Coding region: 2447-3265 (272 amino acids)
Source: RefSeq, a predicted model, not a curated record